AUGUGCAAGGACGCUCAUACAGGGUCUCCUGCAGUUCUCACUGGUGGCUCUCUUCGAAGAGAUGCUGAAGCCGAGAAGCAGUCACUGCAGUCUCAAGCCAGUGAGCUAGCGGCCAAGUUGGCCGACGCCACCCUCCAGAUGGACGAUACGGCGGAUCAACUCACGAAAGCACAGGAAGAAAUAAGCUCUUUACGCGCGGAGCUGGAAAGGUCUCAAGAGGAGACGGAGGAUCUUGUUCGCCAACUGGAAAGUAUGAAGAAGAGUCUGUCUGACGCCAGAGUCGAACUACAAAUGGAGGAAAACGAGCUAAAGAAGGAGAUGUCUACACUUAAGGAGGUGAUUAUAGAGAAAGAUCGAGAACUGGCAGAGCAGCGGGAGCGGCUGUCUACCAUGGAAGACAGCUACGCGCAGAUACGCCUCGACGCCGACCAUUCUACAGUGAACCUGCUGAGGAAGGCCCGGCCCGAUCCGAGCCCGAAGCUCAUGGGCCCGAGCCAGGCCCCGGCCCUACCCGGCCCGGGCUUUUGGGCCUGCCCUGGCCCGUGCAGUGCUCGCCCGGCCCGACCCGAGCCCGAAGCUCAUGGGCCCGAGCCAGGCCCUGGCCCGACCCAGCAAUGCCUUACCCGGCCCUACCAGGCCUGCGAGCCGGGCCUGGCCCAGGCCCGUGCAGUGCUCGCUCUGGAGGAACGUGAGCGGCAAGUGAAACAGCUGUCACAGUCCCUAGAACAGGCGACUCGUGACUUGGAAGACCAGAGCACCAUAAUCGAGGCACUGCAAUUUGAGCGCCAACAGCGGGACGAGGAGAACCAGGACGGGAGACCGAUGGCGAGGCGGGGAGGCCGUUGGCUUGACCUGCAAGGAAAGCUUCGAGAAAAAAGCUUGCUCCUGAGGAGUGUCCAGUCUAUGCUGAGCAAGGUGGAAGAGGAAGCCCGACAGAAGGACAAGCAGCUCGCGGAAGCUGUGGCCACAGCACGGAAAUAUGAGCUGGGCGAGUAUGGACUAUCGGAUGCUGUUGCCGAAAUCAGAGAUCUCAAAAGGCAGUUGGAAAUUCGUGACAGGUUACAGAACAUUGCACAACCAUUCAUUUUCAAUGCUUGUGAGCCACUGCCAUAA
Rhipicephalus microplus (southern cattle tick) is the source of this 1113-nucleotide messenger RNA. RefSeq lists its product as uncharacterized. Gene Ontology annotation, cellular component: ciliary transition zone; centriolar satellite. NCBI's taxonomy places the organism in Eukaryota, Metazoa, Arthropoda, Arachnida, Ixodida, Ixodidae. The record is from RefSeq and is a predicted model, not a curated record. Gene Ontology annotation, biological process: non-motile cilium assembly; ciliary transition zone assembly.